AACCCCUCUCGGUUUCCUCCGGUGUGAUAAAGAGCAGCGGCGGCGCCAGGCAGGACCCAAACACACAACACACGGCAGUCACGCAGUCACGUGUCUAUAUAUGGAGCCGGAGCAACACGCCGCCGAGCCAUCCGCGCGUUGAAACUUUUGCCCGCUUUUUCGAUGCACCGUGAGUGCGAGUGCGGCGGGCGGACUCGGACGUGGCAGCCACACACACUCGGCCAUUUCGCAGCUCGUCGCUGACCUGCCACCGCGGUGUCCACCACCGUGACCUUUUGAGUCAUAGGCACGCCGUCGGACGACCGAGAGAUGCGAGCCAGGAGUUGUUGCACCGCUGCUGCUCCGUCAUCCUCUGCUCUCGUUGACCUUUAAUAAGUGCGCCACUGCUGCCUGGUGAUACUAAUUGUGACGUCUCCGCGCAGCGCCGAAAACAAUGUUUCGGUCUCGGGUUCAAACUGGCAUCCCCUCCAAAUAAUCCAGCCCCUCCGGUGCUGUGGAGUCUGAGACGAAAACAAAAAGGUCCGCACUUGCGUGUGGAGGUCGAGACCGACCGUCCCACCGGAAGGAUGACGGCGGAAACGGCCCCCAGCACAGUCGUCACGGGGGCGGAGGGCGGCGGAGGCGGAGCACACCAGCAUGCUGCCUCCAAGACGCCGCUGCUGUACUACGACCAAGAGUGCGCCAAGGUCGAGGCAUGGCUCGACGAGCACCCAGAGUUCAUGCAGGACUACUUCCUCAGAAAAGCAACGCGCCAAGUAGUGGACUCGUGGCUGGUAACUCACGCAACGUCGACGUCGUCGAUGACGCAGAGCAGCACGGGCGAGUCGCCGACGCAGCCGACCGGCGGCUCAUCGCGCGGCGGAAGCGGAGCCACCACUCCGGUGCGCAAGAUCUCCGCCCAUGAGUUCGAGCGCGGUGGGCUGCUGAAGCCGAUCGUGACCACGAUCGACGGCACGCCGACCUUUCUCGUCACGCCGAGCCCAGACAGCACGAGCAACUGCACGUCGACGCACCACAUGGCCACCAACAACAACAUGCACAACUCGAACACCGCGCAGGCCGGACAGCGGCGCUCGCGGAUCGAGUUGCGCCACUUGGACGAGAAGGAGCUCAUCUUCGAGCUCGUCAAGGACAUCUGCAACGAGCUGGACGUGCGCAGUCUCUGCCACAAGAUCCUACAGAACGUCAGCAUGCUCCUCAGGGCCGACCGCGGCUCGCUCUUCCUCGUCCAGGGCAGCACCUGCGGCGGCCGCUGCCUCGUGUCCAAGCUCUUCGACGUAUGCUCCCGAUCCACGCUUGAAGAGAUGGAGAAGAAAGAGGAGAUUAAGAUCCAGUGGGGUCACGGCAUCGUCGGUUUUGUUGCUGAGAGUGGCGAGCAGGUCAACAUCCCUGAUGCAUACAAGGACAACAGAUUCAACCAUGACAUUGACCUAAUGACCGGCUACAGGACGCGCACUCUACUUUGUAUGCCAAUAAAAGACUGCAACGGUGAAGUGAUCGGUGUUGCACAGGUCAUAAACAAGCAGGGCGAGUCAUGUUUCACCACCAACGACGAGAAGAUUUUUGCCAGCUACCUCCAGUUCUGCGGCAUCGGUCUCAGGAACGCACAGCUUUACGAGACGAGUCAACUGGAAGUGAAGCGUAAUCAGGUCUUGCUGGACUUGGCCCGCAUGGUCUUUGAGGAGCAGAGUACAAUUGAGCACAUGGUAUACCGCAUCCUCACCCACACACAGUCCCUAAUCCAGUGCCAGCGCGUUCAGGUUCUGUUGCUCCACCAGGCCUCCAAAGGCAGCAGUUUCUCCCGCGUUUUUGAUCUCGAAGCGAGCGAUAUGGAGUGCGAGGACGUCGACUCAAGGACAAGUCCGUUUGAAAGCAGAUUCCCAAUUAACAUUGGCGUGACUGGUUAUGUGGCGACCACGGGAGAGACUUUAAAUGUUGCGGACGCCUACAGCCACGAGAGUUUUGACAGAUCUGUAGACGAAGGGACCAAUUUCCGACACAAAAGUAUUCUCUGCAUGCCCAUCAAAAACUCAUCGGGGCAAAUUAUAGGCGUCAUACAGUUAGUGAAUAAGUUUGAUGACUUAGCAUUUACGCGAAACGAUGAGAACUUUGUCGAAGCCUUUUCAAUUUUUUGCGGAAUGGGCAUCCACAACACCCACAUGUAUGAAAAGGCUGUGGUCGCCAUGGCCAAGCAGAGUGUCACUCUAGAAGUCCUAAGUUAUCACGCGUCAGCAUCUCUCGAUGAGGCACACAGACUUAAAAGCUACGUUGUACCUUCCAGUAAAAAACUCCGCCUUCUCGAUUUUACGUUUGAUGACAUUCACAUGUCGGACGAUGAAACUCUUAAGGCGUGUUUGCGCAUGUUUAUGGAUCUCGACCUGAUCGAAAGGUUUCACAUUGACUACGAGGUGCUGUGCAGGUGGCUCUCCUCUGUAAAAAAGAACUAUCGCAACGUCACGUACCACAACUGGAGGCACGCAUUCAACGUCGCGCAAAUGAUGUUCUCAAUCAUCAGCCAGGCCACACAAUGGUGGAAAGUAUUCGGCGACAUAGAAUGUUUAGCUCUCGUCAUUGCCUGCCUCUGCCACGACCUGGACCAUAGAGGGACCAAUAAUUCCUUUCAAAUCAAACGGUGGAAUGUAUGUAGAGCCUCCUCGCCGCUGGCGCAACUUUAUUCUACCUCCACGAUGGAACACCACCACUUUGACCAGUGCAUCAUGAUUUUAAAUAGUCCGGGCAACCAAAUUUUGGGCAACCUUUCGUCUGAAGAAUACUCAAGAGUGGUGAAAGUAUUAGAGGACGCCAUCCUCUCCACAGAUCUAGCAGUCUAUUUUAGGAAAAGAGGCUCAUUCUUCAACGUUGUGCGGACACACGAUAACUGGGUGCACGAGGAUAACAGGGAGCUACUCCGCGGAAUGACAAUGACUGUAUGCGACUUGGCAGCCAUCACCAAGCCGUGGGAAAUUGAAAAAAGGGUUGCUGACUUGGUAUCAAGCGAGUUUUUUGAGCAAGGUGAUAUUGAAAGAGAGGAACUGAACAUUACACCAAUUGAUAUGAUGAACAGGGAAAAGGAAGACCAGCUGCCACUUAUGCAAGUAGCGUUCAUCGACUCAAUUUGUUUACCAAUUUAUGAGGCAUUUGCUGACUUGUCUCCUACACUUAAGCCCUUGGUGGAUAGAGUCCGCGAAAACAAGAUGCAUUGGCUGGAACUCUCAGAAGUGAAUGUGACUCAGAAAAGAAAAGUGAUAGAUGGUGAAGACAGUCGACAGUGACGAUGAACAAGUGCAACAAUUAUUUAUUUGAUUUUUACCACAACUUCUAGUGACACUUAAUUAAAAGUGAUGAAGUGCAACACAAGACUUAAUAUUUUUAACCAUCCAAAGUCUACUCUUUCCUUCAUAAAGUAAAAUCUUUGAAAGAAUGGACAAGAAUCAUUCAAACCUUUGGAGAAUCCAUUUGUUGAGAUAGAACGUUCUGUGGAUACAUUGUGAAUGUAUUUUUGUGCUUUAAGACAGGAUAUUGUAACUAAAUGAAAACUCGCUAUUAAACCAGACAAA
Cloeon dipterum is the source of this 3557-nucleotide messenger RNA. RefSeq names its product Phosphodiesterase 11 (gene Pde11). The coding region runs from base 567 to 3272 and encodes 901 amino acids. Gene Ontology annotation, molecular function: 3',5'-cyclic-AMP phosphodiesterase activity; 3',5'-cyclic-GMP phosphodiesterase activity; protein binding. NCBI's taxonomy places the organism in Eukaryota, Metazoa, Arthropoda, Insecta, Ephemeroptera, Baetidae. Gene Ontology annotation, biological process: signal transduction. The record is from RefSeq and is a predicted model, not a curated record. The transcript has 21 exons.